Molecule: messenger RNA, 1617 nt
Organism: Talaromyces rugulosus
Lineage: Eukaryota; Fungi; Ascomycota; Eurotiomycetes; Eurotiales; Trichocomaceae
Exons: 2
Coding region: 1-1617 (538 amino acids)
Source: RefSeq, a predicted model, not a curated record
AUGGUUUCGUACCCCGAAAAAGUUGAUCACUCCGCUCCUCCUCCUCCACCAACCUCGAGUACGUCGCGUCUGUCGCAGUCCGGUCGCCGGCACCGACACGGUCGUUCUCACCAUGGCGGUUCAUCCUAUCAACCGCAAAACGAUUUCCCUAUUUUUGCCCACACUGGCGACGUUGAAAUAGUCAUUUCUGCCAAUCGCCAGGUGCAGCGCUACCUACUACAUCGUUUAAUCUUGUCCCAAUGCUCGGGGUUUUUCGAAGCAGGCACAAGCGAGGAAUGGUCGCCAAUUCAAACGCAGAAGGAUAUCCCCGGCGUUAUUGAUUCGGACCCAAGCCUACAGAGCGUGCCAGAGGAUGGAUCGUCUAUUUUGUCCGGGAGGGGCAGCAGUCUACAUGGCGCUCCAGCACCACCAAAGCAGAGAUGGCGAUAUGAGUUGGAUUGGCAGCAUAGAGAGGAGGAUGAGGAGCCUAUUCUAGUACAAAAGCCUCCUACGUCUGAGCCCAUGCUCGCCGGAACAAACUUUGCGCAUCCUCCACCUCAGUCAAUAACGAAACCUACAGCACCGCGGGCGGGCUUCUUUCGAUCGGUCGUUAAUCUAACAGCCAUGCACUCUACCGUACAUAUGCCUUCCAGUGGCGGCGUUCCAGAUGCUGAAAUGGACCCCCUCCUCCGCGACUAUGAUAACCUUUUCCGAAUCUUCUACAAUUUCACUCCGAUCCUAAACAGUGUGAACAUUGCAACUGCAUACGCCGAAUCGAAGUCUCUUCUCAAUUUAGCAGACAUGUACGAUGCGCUUCCGGUGGUUGGGUCGCGUGUCGAUCACCACCUGCUGCGGUUUUCCUCUCGACUAUUCAAGCAAAUCGCUAAAUAUCCGCCCAGCUACCUAAAACUGGGCUACUUGGCUCACAGCCGAGUCAUAUUUUCCGAAGCUCUAAUUCAUGUGGUUGGACAAUGGCCUGCAGCACAGACUCAGUUACGGAACGCCUCCUUUUCGCCUCUACCCAACUCCGUCUUGGAAUUGAUCGAAGACAAGGUGGAUGAUCUCGAAGAUCUGAAAGCCCGAGUUGAUGCCAAGCUCUUCCGCCUCACAUUAACGACCUCACGGGGUGAGAGAGUGAGCCCGUCUAAUGCAUACCUGGACUGGCUUGCUGUUUCUCUUUUCCGACAGUGGUUCGUCGAGAAUACAACCCCUCCGCCGGCGCCGAUAUUGAAAAACACCUCCAGUGGUGCUGCGUCAAGCAACGGUGCUUCUUCGCGACACUCGCCCGGAACGGCUGUUCCCUCAGGCCGUGUCUAUCGACUGAUUGGUUCAUCAUCGUCGGAAGCAUAUCUGCCACGCGACGAGCUGAAACGGUUUCUCAAACUACGGGCAUCGUCUUCGGCAGAGCCUCUUUAUACUCGUGACGGGUUCAAGCGCUUCGAACGCAAGAUGGAUGAAAUCAAACGUCUCGCGAGAGAGAUCGUCAAGCCACUGAUGCGGAACUUUCUUGAGCUGGAUCUCAAAGGGAGCGACGGCGGUGGAGGAUCGGGAGGAAGCGGUGUUGGCGACGGCGGCAUUGGAGGAUUGCCCUAUCUAACCUGCACCAGGGUGGAAGAAGUCGACCUCCCGUGGAGGUGA